Sitophilus oryzae (rice weevil) is the source of this 1409-nucleotide messenger RNA. Its product is annotated as LIM domain only protein 3-like. Gene Ontology annotation, cellular component: nucleus. The record is from RefSeq and is a predicted model, not a curated record. Gene Ontology annotation, molecular function: DNA-binding transcription factor binding; transcription coactivator activity. Bases 351 to 1034 code for a protein of 227 amino acids. The transcript has 4 exons. NCBI's taxonomy places the organism in Eukaryota, Metazoa, Arthropoda, Insecta, Coleoptera, Curculionidae. Gene Ontology annotation, biological process: positive regulation of transcription by RNA polymerase II.
UCCUAGUUCGCCAACAGAACGGUGCGGUGGUGCCGUCAUUCCUGCUGCUGCGACUUGUUGUGAAGCUGCCGUUAGCGAGCGCGAUUUACGUUUGUCGCGCGCUAGGAACAGUGUCGUGCCCCUUCCUUGGGAUAGGUUAUUUACUAUUUGUUUACGUACGUUUGACGUGACGUAUUAUAUCGACGGGAAGAUAACGGUGUUUUCAGAUUGUCCCUUGGGUUUGUUGUUGGUGUGCUGUUUGAGUUUGGCGCUCUUUUUUCGAGGACUCGAGUGGUUUGUUUCUUGUUCUGGGGUAAAGUGGACCAGACAGCCUUAAAAUUAAAGCGAUCAAGAACCGGCCUAACGGCCCUAUGAUGACGAUGGACGUGUCCAAAACCGAGGGUGGUACAAAGACCGCUAACUCGAGCGCAUCACCUCAAGAAUGCGCUGGAUGCUGCAAGCCCAUCACCGAGCGCUACCUCCUCAAAGCCCUCGACAUGUUCUGGCACGAGGACUGCCUCAAGUGCGGUUGCUGCGACUGCCGGCUGGGCGAAGUCGGAUCGACGCUCUACACCAAAGCUAAUUUGAUACUGUGCAAAAGGGACUAUUUGAGACUGUUCGGCAACACUGGCUAUUGUGCGGCCUGUAGUAAAGUUAUACCGGCGUUCGAGAUGGUGAUGAGGGCGAGAAGUAACGUGUACCAUUUGGAGUGUUUCGCUUGUCAGCAGUGUAAUCACAGGUUUUGCGUUGGUGAUAGAUUCUACUUGUGCGAGAACAAGAUCCUCUGCGAAUACGACUACGAAGAGAGGCUAGUCUUUGCCAAUAUGGCGUACAACCCACCUCCACUAUCUCAUUUAAAGAGACAAACGUCAAUACCGCCGACGGCGUUGCCGACGCACCUGAUGAACGGCCACCGACCUCCUCUACCGCCACCUGGCGGCGACAUGAACAACAACAUGUCCGCUUCUGGCCAGCCCCCGCCAAAUUCGAAUCAGCCUUUCGGCAGCGCGACCCACUUGAAAAACGGACCUAUGUCGCUGGGCACUCCUAGCUGAAAGCACUAGACUGUCACCUAGCUGUGAUAUACCCUAUGUAUAAUAAGAUGAACGAGAUACGAAUGAUUUUAGGACGUUAUAAAAUUAUAUAAGGAACAAUUUCGCUGGUAGAGAUCGUUGUAGAAAAUUCUGUUCCAUUCUUAUAAAGUUUUUUUAUAUUUUCUGGGUUUAGGAAAUUUUGGACUCUUCAAAAUUAUUUGGUUAUACAGGAUGGGCCCGAACUGUAUUCCGGAAACUUCGACAGCAUAUUCUGCACAUAAAAAUAAGUCAACUUAUGUCAACCAAAUAGCUUCGUUUUGGAGAUACGGGGUGUAGAAAUUUCAUUUUUAUUUCGAUUUUUUCGAAAUAAUUUUUAAACUAAAUUCGGUAUUUGGA